AUGAGGUAUAUUGGAUCCCCUGCAUUUGCAGGCUUUGUGCUCUUUUCAAGCAGCAUUACUGGUGUCUAUUCACAAAAUCUCACGACGGAGAACGUGCCGGGAGGCCCAGGACCACAGGCGCUACCCAAAGUCGACCUUGGUUAUGAGGUCCAUCAGGCGAUAAGUUUCAAUCAAACUGGUCAAACUUACAACUUCACCAACAUACGAUAUGGUCAGCCACCAGUUGGUAACCUGCGAUUUGCACCUCCUGUAGCGCCAGUAGGAAGAGACCCUGUUGUCCAGAAUGGGAGUGUGGGCAGGAUUUGUCCACAAGCCCUUCCUUAUGGAUGGUUCUCUAUUGGGAGUGCGAUCCAAACAGCUAUCGUCACAGGUACACUGGACUCCUUCGACUACACUGCUACGAACAACGCUCUUCAAGAGUAUCUCAGGACCCAUGAUGUCACCAAUCAGACUGAUGGAAGAGCUACAGAGGAUUGUCUCUUUCUGGAUGUCAUUGUUCCGAAAGCCAUCUUUGAUAAAGCUGGGAGACCUGGACACGGACCUGGAAAGCCUCAAAACGGGGGUGCCCCGGUCGUCAUAUGGUUCUAUGGCGGUGGCUAUGUCCUCGGAUCCAAGGCAUUAAGAAAUCCCAGCGGUUUCAUUAAAGCUAGUCAGGCCGGCGGCGAAGAUGGUGUUAUUUGGGUACAAUUUAACUACCGGAUUGGUGCUCUUGGAUGGCUUGCCGGACCAACAUUCCAAAAUUCUGGGGGCACGCCAAAUGCGGGACUUUAUGAUCAACGACUGGCCAUAGAAUGGGUUUCGAAGAACAUUCACCUCUUCGGUGGAGAUCCAAAUAAGAUCACCCUUAUGGGAGAAUCUGCGGGUGGCGGCUCAAUCACACAUCAGAUCACAGCCUUUGGAGGUCAAAAGCCAGUCUUGUUCCAGCAAGCCAUUCCUCAAUCCCCUGGCUUCGACCCGGUUGGAACAAAUGCUGCCGCGGAAAAUAUCACGAAUAACUUCUUCAAAGUUCUGGGCGUCAACAGCCUUGCGGAAGCCCGCCAGAAAUCCUCUGCUGAAGUGAUUUUGGCGAACACGAUCCAAGUGGGAUACUCAUUUCCGUUUGGCAGUUUUACGUACGGGCCGAUGGUCGAUGGAGUCAUCGUUCCUACUCUGCCGGGAAACCUGCUCGCCUCAGGGAGAUUUGCGAAAGAUGUUUCCAUCAUGGUCGGACACAACAGUUUCGAGUCCGCGAGUUUCACUCCCCCAUAUCUCAAAACCGAAGCCGACUUUGCAACUUGGCUUAAUCAGGUGUUUCCUGGUAUCACCAACUCUACGACAAGCUAUAUUCUCAACAACCUCUACCCUCCUUCAUAUUCGGGAGGUCAACCAUAUACCUCUCCAUUGGGCCGGGCGUUUCUGAUCGUCCAAGAAUUCGUUUUCAUUUGCAACACGUUUUACCUCAACAAGGGAUUUAACAACAAUACCUACGCAUAUGAAUUCCAGGUUCCGCCAGGGUUUCACGCGAUGGACCUCGCCUACACAUUUUGGAACGGCGAAGCUACUAACUUUACCACUGGCCUCGUUGCUCCUGUUGCACAGCAGUUGCAGGCUUAUUUGACUAAUUUCGCUAUGCAUGGCAAUCCCAAUGGCCGUGGGUUGCCCAACUUCCCAAAGUACGGUGCCAACGCCAUGAUCGCCGGUAUUGGUUGGAAUCAGACCACGCAGCAACGUGAUGAUGCGGCUAACUCCAGGUGCGCUUGGUGGCAGAAUGGAUUGUACGCAUAA
This is a messenger RNA of Exophiala bonariae, 1764 nucleotides long. RefSeq lists its product as uncharacterized. The record is from RefSeq and is a predicted model, not a curated record. Bases 1 to 1764 code for a protein of 587 amino acids. The transcript is spliced from 3 exons. Lineage: Eukaryota; Fungi; Ascomycota; Eurotiomycetes; Chaetothyriales; Herpotrichiellaceae.